AUGGCCGCCCCAUCACAGCCCGAGCAGCAAAAUGACGCCGCCACUCAGUGGGCCUACCGGGCGCAAAAGUCCAUUGGCCUCAACACCGGCUCGCCCACCUACACGUCUGUCAGCGGCUUUGACCAGGUCGAGGGGACCACAAGAGUGUUCCAGUACAGUCCUGAUGGCAGCACGUUUGCCGCCGCCAUGGAGGAGUUUACCCGCCUCGUAGACACGCGCGAGGCCAACGUGUCGGCCGUCAAGCGCGACCUGCCCGUGCCGCGCGUCGUCGACCUCCAGUUUUCGCCAAAAGGCAGCUUCCUCAGCACGUUUGAGCGGCCCGUCAAGCUCGAAGACGGCAGCGGGUCAAAGAACCUCAAGAUCUGGGACACCGAGACGGGCCAGGAGCUCGCCAGCUUCGAGCGCAAGGCCCAGGAGGGCUGCUUCUUCCAGUUCACCGCCAACGAGUCGUACUGCAUCCGCCAGGUCAGCACCGAGCUCCAGGUCUACGACCCGCGCGCCAUCAGCGAAAAGGGCAUCGUCGGCCGGCUGAGAUUGGAGGGCAUGACCAGCUUCGAGGUGGGCCCCGGCGACAAGCCCAGCAUCGCCGUCUUCUGCGGCGAGAAAAAGGGCGCGCCGGCCUCGGUGCGCAUCUACCCGCUCUCGGCCCUCGUCCCCACGCCCGCCGACACGCCGGCGCCCGUGUCGCAAAAGACGUUUUUCAAGGCCGACAAGAUCCAGAUGAAGUGGAACAAGGCCGGCACCGGCCUGCUCUUUAUGACGUCGACCGACCACGACAAGACGGGCAAGUCGUACUACGGCGAGACCAACCUCUACAUGAUGUCGGUGCGCGGCGACUUCGACUGCCGCGUCGGCCUCGACAAGGAGGGCCCCAUCCACGACUUUGAGUGGAACCCCAACGGAAAGGAGUUUAUCGUCAUCUACGGCUACAUGCCCGCCAAGGCCACGCUCUUUUCGCACCGCGUCAACGUCAUCCAGGAGCUGGGCACCCAGCCGCGCAACUUUGUCGCCUUCAACCCGCAGGGGCGGCUGUUUUGCAUCGCCGGCUUCGGCAACCUGUCGGGCACCGUCGACAUCUGGGACCGCGACAACCUCGCCAAGGGCAAGCUCUUCUCCAUGGACGCCUCCAACAGCUCCGUGUGCCAGUGGAGCCCCGACGGCCACUUUAUCCUCACCGCCACCCUCAGCCCGCGGCUGCGCGUCGAAAACGGCGUCAAGAUCUGGCAUGCCACCGGCGAGCUGAUCCACAACACGCCCGACAUUUUCAAGCGAGUCGACGAGGGCGGCUCGGGAGCCUCGACGCCGAGCCUGUCGCGCUCCGGCUCGCAGCAGAACACCAACGGCACCUACCAGGCGCCCGGCUCGGGCAACCGGGGCAAGCGCUCGGUUCCCGGAGCGGGCGCACCGCCGGGCUCCGCACAGGCGUCGUCGUCGAAUCGCCAGGCCUCGUCGUCUUCCAAGAAGAAGGGCAAGGGGCAGCAGCAGGCCAACGGCUCGCAUCCGGACGCGACGGCGGCGGCAGGAGCAGCGGCAGCGACGGCGCCCGAGACGCCGGCAGCGCCGCUGGUAGCGGGACCGCAGGACGUCGGGGGAACGCCGCAGGCGAGCGGCGUCGAGAAAAAGAUCCGCAACCUGACCAAGAAGCUCAAGGCCAUCGAGGAGCUCAAGAUGCGCCAGGCCAAGGGCGAGAAGCUCGAAAUGACCCAGGUCAACAAGAUCAAGAGCGAGGACGAGAUCCGCGCCGAGCUCGCCGAGCUCGAAUGA
Molecule: messenger RNA, 1764 nt
Organism: Pseudozyma flocculosa PF-1
Lineage: Eukaryota; Fungi; Basidiomycota; Ustilaginomycetes; Ustilaginales; Ustilaginaceae
Exons: 3
Coding region: 1-1764 (587 amino acids)
Biological process (GO): translational initiation
Cellular component (GO): cytosolic small ribosomal subunit
Molecular function (GO): translation initiation factor activity; ribosome binding; protein binding
Source: RefSeq, a predicted model, not a curated record